Vanrija pseudolonga is the source of this 5248-nucleotide messenger RNA. RefSeq names its product ATP-dependent bile acid permease. Bases 95 to 5167 code for a protein of 1690 amino acids. Gene Ontology annotation, cellular component: membrane. Gene Ontology annotation, biological process: transmembrane transport. NCBI's taxonomy places the organism in Eukaryota, Fungi, Basidiomycota, Tremellomycetes, Trichosporonales, Trichosporonaceae. The transcript has 14 exons. The record is from RefSeq and is a predicted model, not a curated record. Gene Ontology annotation, molecular function: ATP hydrolysis activity; ABC-type transporter activity; ATP binding.
UGAUCCGCUGCUCCUGUCGCGCUACAAAUACAGUAGCGUCGACUCGCAUCCCCCGCACAUCCGCCAUCUCGCUGUACAACCCCAGCAGCGACCGAUGGCCUUGUUCUCUGCGCUCGACGCGCAGUCGGCGCCCACGGCGCCAACCAGCCCGAUCAGCUACGACACGCUGGCCCUCGCGCGCCUGGGCUCGGUCGGUGCCAUCGCGCUCACCGUCGCAGUCUAUCACAUCCCCCCGGUCCGCCGCUUUGUAGACUAUUGGCUGGCCGAUGCGCUCACGCUCGCCGAUGUCCCCUCGGACGUGGAUGACAAGGAAGCGCGCAAGAAGGCCGCGGCGUACCAGCCUUCCCCGGCCCUUGGAUAUGCCCUUGUGAUCCUCAACGCGCUCGCCGUCGGCGUGUGGACCGUUUCGUUUGGCGACGAGCUCAGCCGCCUCGUCAACCGCGCCCUUGGGAGCCGCGAGGCUGUCGUCUAUGCCGCCGUCAUGGUUCUCAUCUGGAGUCUCCUGCUUAUCCGCACCGCGCUCCACCCGCCCGUCGUGCCCCCAUGGUCGUCGUUCACGGUAUACACUGUGCUCUUUGGCGUGUCGUUCACAAUCCUUAUGACAGCAGCGUACACGCGCGUCGCCGACGGCCAGCUCCCCGUCUGGGCGACUGCGACGGUCCUCGUCCUCGAGUCAACCAACGCCGCGAUUACGCUUCUCCUCGCGUCCAUCAUUGGGCUGCUACGCUUUAACACGCCGCUCACCAUCGGCCGUGCUGUAAGUGGUCUAGCUUUGCCGUCGCUUACAACCCAGUCGGUUAUCGCUCCUGACGAUGUCGUGUCCCUCACCGAAUGGCUCACAUUCUCAUGGGUCACCCCGCUCAUCAAGCAGGCAGCAAACGAGACGAUGCAGCCCGAGGACCUGCCCCCGCUGUCCACCACAAUGCGGACCAAGCAGGUCUUCCAGCUCUUCAUUGAAACCAAGGCCCCCACCCUCUUCUUCAAGAUCGUUUAUGCCAAUCGCUUCGACCUUAUCGUUGAUGGUGCGCUGACCUUCGUCGCGGCCGUGUUCUCAUACAUGUCGCCAUACUUCUUCCAGCGCAUCCUCUCAUCCAUUCAGAUUCGCGAGAACCCCUACGCGUCGCCAGACCUCAAGACGCAGGCAACGGCACAUGCAUACGCGUUCGUCGUCCUCACCUUUUUUGCGGGCUUGGGCAAGACCCUCGCAGAUCUCAUCCACCUCUGGCACAGUCGCCGCGCGUCCCUCCGCAUCUACAGUCAGCUUACUGCCGCCAUCUAUGAGAAGGCACUCAAGCGCAAGGAUACGUCUGGUGUCGUCGGCGAGAAAGCUGGCGAAGAAGAUGAUGACAAGAAGGAGGGUGGAACGGCCGAGGCCGGCAAGGUCGUCAACCUGAUGGCCAGCGACGCGAACAGGAUCAGCGGAACUGCUGCCUCCAUGACCUUCAUUUGGUCUAGCCCUAUCGAGGCCGUCAUUGCCACCGUCUUCCUGUACCAACUCCUGGGUUGGUCUGCCUUUGCUGGCAUCCUCGCCCUUGUCCUUGCCAUGCCCUUGAACUCGAUCCUCAUGAAGCGCAACAUCAAGAUUCAAAAGGACCUUCUGAAGGCACGCGACAAGCGUAUCUCGGUCAUGUCGGAGCUUAUCAACGCCAUCACUUUCUUUGCAUGGACCGAAAAGUGGAAGACGCGCGUAACCAACGCCCGAAAGGAGGAGAUGAGGCAGCUUGUGCGAAGUGCACUUAACGGCGGCCUCUUCACCUUGAUCUGGGCGUUCCUCCCCAUCCUGGUGACACUCUCAGCCUUCUUCAGCUUCAUUGUCAUUGAGAAGCGGGAGCUCACGGUCGACAUUGCCUUCCCAGCCAUCCUCUUGUUCCAGAUGCUUCGCCAGCCUCUCACCGGCUUCCCCAUGUUCGUCAUCUGGUUCAUGCAGACAAUGGUGUCGGUCAAACGUAUCGACGACUUCCUGAAGGAAGACGAAGUUCCCGACUGGGUUUCGUCUCUUAAGCGCGAGGAGAAGAACUUGCCGUUGGACGAAACCAAGAUUGGCUUCGAGGCUGCGACUCUUCGCUUCAACACGGCCAAGAAGGAGACCAAGGACGACAAGAAGAAUGAUGCCCCUACCAACGGUGCUUCUGCCACCCCGCCGCCCACAAUUGUCACCGAGGACGGUGACAACGGUUCGGCGGAGGUGCCUGAGGAGGAAACUGUGUUUGAGCUCACCAACCUCAACGUCAACUUCCCCAUCGGCAAACUCACCAUCGUCGCUGGCCCCACAGGUGCUGGCAAGUCGGCUCUUCUCAAGGCGUUGCUUGGCGAACUAGACCUUAUCGAAGGCAAGACAUUCUUGCCAAAGAAUGUCACCGAUGUCGAUCCCUCGACCGGUCUUCGCAACUCUGUGGCGUACGCCGCACAGACCCCAUGGCUCCAGCAAAAGUCGAUCAAGGACAACAUUCUAUUCGGCGAAGAGCUCAACGAGGACCGUUACGACGCCGUUGUCGAGGCCUGUGCGUUGACACCGGACUUUGACAUCCUCGAGGACGGCGACCAGACCGAGAUUGGCGACAAGGGCGUGUCUCUCAGUGGUGGUCAGAAGGCUCGUGUUGCCCUCGCCCGUGCCGUGUACUCGUUCACCAAGCACGUUCUUCUCGAUGACCCCCUCGCCGCUGUCGACUCCCACACUGCCAAGCAUCUCACCGAGAAGUGUAUCAACGGACCGCUACUCAGGGGGCGCACAGUUAUCCUGGUGUCCCACCAUGUUGAGCUGCUCCUUCCCGCUUCGGACUACCUCGUCCGUAUUGUUGAUGGUCGUGUCGACGCUCAAGGUACGCCCGAGGACCUGCGCUCAAGGGGAGAGCUGGAAGGCAUUGUGGCAAUCGAAGAGGCUGAGUGUGCCGCUGUCGACACUGUCCAGCCCGAGGACGUUGAAAUCAUUGUCAAGUCCGCCGAAGGGGAUGACAAGAAACAGGACAAAAAGGAGAAGAAGAAGGGCCCCGGCCGCAAGCUGGUUAAGGACGAGGAACGUGCUGUCGGAAACGUAAAGUGGGGAACCUACCUGCUCUACAUCCGCGCAGCCACCUACAUCACCUGGAUCAUCUCGCUCAUCGUUAUGAUCUUUGGCCAGGUCUCAUCGUUUGCUGAGCAGCUUUGGAUCAAGUUCUGGGGCGACGCCUACCCGCCGUCCAAGGUCUCGCUGUUUGCGCUGGUCAACCCGCUCAACCACUUGGACCAGCAGAACGCCGAGUACCGUGCGCCCACCUUCUACCACCACAUCGCUCCUGCCGCUGUCAACGCGACGAAGCACCUGUUCACGAUCCAGGCGGGCGGUGGCGACGUAUCGGCGAACUGGAGCCCGCCCCAUCCUCCCGCGGACACGCACCCGGCCUAUUACCUCACGGUGUAUGCCGUCCUCAUGUUCAUUACCGCGUUCGCCGGCUUCGUCCUUUCCAUGGUCGGCGUGUGGGGAGCGUACCGUGCUUCGAUUACCUUGCACGACAGGCUCCUCGAUAGCAUCAUGCACGCUACUGUGCGCUUCUUCAGCACGACACCGCUGGGCCGCAUCAUCAACCGCUUCUCCAAGGACAUUGAAACCGUGGACAAUUCGCUUUACGGCAGCUUGCGCAUCGUCCUAGUCCAGGUCGUCGCGCUUUUCGUCUCCGUUGGCGUCAUUGCAUACUACAUCCCUUGGUUCAUCUUCCCCGCGGCGGUCAUCCUGUACUUCUACUACCUUUACUCUGUCGUCUACCUCAAAGCUGGCCGCAACGUUCGUCGUAUCCAAGCCACCACCCGGUCGCCCAUCUUCUCUGGCUUCGCCGAGAUCCUGGACGGUGUUGUGUCUGUCCGUGCCUUCUCUGCCGAGAAGCGAUUCUUCGACAACCUGUGCAAGGCCUUCGACAUCACGCAGACGGCCUACUACUACGUUUGGAUGAACAACCGCUGGUUGCUACUCCGCUUCGAUGUCCUCGGCUCGCUCACCGUCCUUGGCUCUUCGAUUCUGGCUCUCAGCGGCGCCGUCUCUGCGGGUUCCACUGGUAUCAUCAUCCUCCGCGCACAGGGAUUCGUCUCAUCGUGUUACUGGAUGUCGAGAUUCUGGGCUCAGCUGGAGAUCGACUUCAACAGUGUGGAGCGUGUGGAGGAGUACCUCCGUGUGCCACAAGAGCCGCCUUCCGAGAUUGCUGGCAGCCGCCCGCCUGCGUACUGGCCUUCCAACACCCCCAACGACUCGUUCGUGAGCGCCCGCGACGUCGAGAUCAAGUACUCGCCCGAGCUGCCAACUGUCUUCAAGGGCUCGUUUGAUAUCAAGGCAGGCGAGAAGAUUGGUCUUAUUGGCCGCACUGGCUCGGGCAAGUCUACCAUCGCCAUGUCGCUUCUGCGCUUUGUGGACCCUACGUCCGGCACGCUUGAGAUCGAUGGCAUCGACAUCACGAAGAUCGGCGUCGACGAUCUCCGCUCGAGGAUCACGUACAUUCCCCAGGACGCCGUCUUGUUCUCGGGUACUGUGCGCGAUAACCUCGACCCGUUCAGCGAGCACACGGACGAGGAGCUGCUCGAGGCCCUUGCUCGCGUCAACCUCGUAACUGGUGGCCGCACCGCAGCGGGCACUGCUGUUGGCACACCUGCGAUUAGUCGCCAGGGCUCUACCAGAAACCUGGCGGCUCUUGCGGCUCUCAAUUCUGCAGCUGCUCACGGCGCCGUGGUACCUCAUCACUCCACCACUGACAGCGUCGACUCGGCUGCGGCGACGAUUGUGCCAUCUGCUCGUGUCAAGAUCACGCUCAACUCUGAGGUGUCGGCCGGAGGUAACAACUUUUCCCAAGGACAACGCCAACUUAUCGCCAUGGCGCGUGCCUUGCUUCGUCGAUCCAACCUUAUUAUCAUGGACGAGGCUACGGCGUCUGUCGACUUUGCGACCGACGAGGCGCUGCAGGCUGCCAUCCGGUCCGAGUUCAAGGAGUCGACGCUGAUUACUAUUGCGCACCGCCUGUCAUCUGUCAUUGACUAUGACCGUCUGCUUGUUCUGGCUGACGGCGGAGUGGCCGAGUUUGACACUCCGAUUAACCUGCUGCGCCAAGACACGUCACUCUUCAAGACGCUGUGCGAGAAGACUGGCAAGUUCAAGGACCUGUACGCGGCGGCCGAACAGAAGGAGAAGAAGGACGCGGCUGCAAAGUAGACGAGACGACGUGUGCGUGCGGAUGAAAGAGUCGGCAUUGAGCCGACUUUGCGGACGUUAUAGCGGCCGAGCCGAGCGGUG